UGUCACAGACGCGAGCGGCCAGUAAAACGGCGCUUCGUAUCGCGCAUGCGCGAACCCGCGGAGCGAGCGUACAUACUCCACGCGCGAACAAGGGGACUCCACUCUCCUCCGAGAAGAGAUCCCAGGCAGAAGGUAGCAAAAACCAGGAGUAUCUCGAGAGUCUUCGUAGUCUCGCGCGCGAGCUUAUAUUUCGCCGUCAAAGUGUCGGUUAAGUAGUUUGUAAAUUCUUGUACUAUCAAUUUAUUUUGUUAAAUAUAUACAACGUUGACUAGUGCUACGAAUCUAAUUAGUUUCUCUCAGUCGAAACCGCCCAACCUGCUAUCCUGAGCGAUUUUCCUCGGCACUAUCCUUUCAAUCUUCUGUUUUCUGUUCAAAUAGUUUUAUAUAUCCAUCCGUAUCUAUCACAUUAUUUCUUCUUUUUUUUAAGGCAAGUUUCAGCAUUAUCUAAUAAGUUAUACACACGCGCGCAUGUACUAUUAUUGUUAUAUAAGAUAACGUGAUGAACAUAUAUUCUUAUGCGACUGACUGAAUUGACCAAUCGCAGUCGAUUAUUCUUACGACUACGACUUUACGACUUCUAUGUAGACGAGGCUUUAUACUGUACUAUAACCAAUCAGAGCAGAGUUUACUAAUGUCACGUUUAGUGAAUUAUUAGUAAACGGUUAUCAGCAGAAUCAGGAAAAUAACUAGAUAAACAAACUGCCUCUUUUAGGUUCGAGCAACUCCGUUUUGUAUAAUGUGUAAAUAAUACCAUAUUUUAAUUAACGCCCAGUCUUACGUAAGUUCUCCCACAUUUUACGAUGCUAGAAUUACUCUUGAGACGGGCGAUAUUGCCGUCUAGCAUUCGCAAUUCCGUUCGAAGCUACGCGACGAACAAGUCCGACAAUUUCGUGAAGAUCGUCGAGGUCGGGCCACGAGACGGUCUGCAGAAUGAAAAAAAGGUGGUGCCCACCGAGGUCAAAAUUGCCUUUAUCAACAUGCUAUCCUCGACCGGCUUGAAGAGCAUCGAGGUCACGAGUUUCGUGUCGCCGAAGUGGGUGCCUCAGAUGGCGGACAACUCGCGGGUCUUCCAAGGAAUCGAGAAGAGAGACGGCGUAUCCUAUCCAGCGCUGGUGCCGAAUCUGAAAGGCCUGGAAAACGCGGUCACCGCCGGCGUCAAGGAGAUUGCUUUGUUCGCUGCGGCGUCGGAGGCCUUUUCCAGGGCCAACACCAACAGCUCCAUCGAGGAGAGCGUGAGGAACUUGAAGGUGGUCGCGGAGGAGGCCGGGAGGCAGGGCAUCAGGACCCGGGGCUACGUGUCCUGCAUCGUUGGCUGUCCUUACGAGGGCGAGACCAAUGCAGCCACCACGGCGCACUUGGCUGCGGUAAUGCUGGCUCACGGAUGUUACGAGGUGUCUCUGGGCGACACUAUUGGCGUGGGGUCGCCCAGGGGGAUCAAGCGUGUCUUGAACGAGCUGCGUCACGUCUCCUCGGGCGACAUGCGUUGCUACGCGCUGCACUGCCACGACACGUACGGCCAGGCGUUGGUAAACAUUCAUGCUGGUCUCGAAGCCGGUGUGAGGGUCUUCGACUCCUCGGUCGCUGGUCUCGGUGGAUGCCCGUACGCUGCUGGUGCCUCGGGAAACGUCGCCACGGAGGAUCUACUUUACUUCCUACGGGGGGAAGGACUGGAGACCGGCGUAGAUUUUGAUAAGAUCGUUGAAAUCGGUGACUACAUCAGUGCGGAGCUGGACAGGGCGAAUCAGUCGAAGACCGGAGUGGCUGUGCUCGCCAAGAAGAAUCGUCAAAAGUGCUGAUCGAUAUUUAAUGUUGUAUUUAAAGAGGGUUUCCAACGAAAAGCGUGUAUAGGCAAAAUGCGUAGGUUUGGCUGUUUUGGCAGAAAAAUUCGGGACUCUGGGAACGCUGUCAUUUGUUAAUGAUGUGCCUAUCCGCGUUCUCUUGCUGGAAAACGUCCCAAUUAGCUUAACGAGCACGAGUCGAGACCAAAGCAUUUUACAUUACAAGUGCCAACAUUACACAUUUAUACGUGUGUAUAUAUAGAAUAUGUACAUAUAAGUUUAUGGAAUAUGUAUAUACAAAUUCGUAUAUUUUUAUAUUGUAUAAACGACAUUUUUUACCAAUAUGAUAUACAUUGAUCUCUGAA
This is a messenger RNA of Vollenhovia emeryi, 2143 nucleotides long. RefSeq names its product hydroxymethylglutaryl-CoA lyase, mitochondrial (gene Hmgcl). Bases 801 to 1796 code for a protein of 331 amino acids. The record is from RefSeq and is a predicted model, not a curated record. Gene Ontology annotation, molecular function: hydroxymethylglutaryl-CoA lyase activity. NCBI's taxonomy places the organism in Eukaryota, Metazoa, Arthropoda, Insecta, Hymenoptera, Formicidae. Gene Ontology annotation, biological process: L-leucine catabolic process; ketone body biosynthetic process. The transcript is spliced from 3 exons.